AUGAAUUCGAUUUUCUCCCUUAGAUUCGUCGUCGACUCAUCUUCGCGUCUCACCAAAUUGCUCACGAACCCAACAACUCACCGGAUUCAUCAUCACCACCAGUCCUUCACUUCGCUCUAUAGACCAAACCAGAGUCGCCAUUUUCGAACCCAUUAUCUUCCUUGGACCGCUCUAAGGAACAACUCCACAAAAUUGGGAAAUCUUGUGGAAUCCGGAGUUGUGUUCUUCGGUUCUCGGUUUCCCAAAAAGGGUCUCGAAAUCGAGGGCUUUUCUGGGUCUCAAAGGCGUGGCUGGAAGGAAUGGCUUCAAGGAUUAUCAGCUAAUGACGUUGUUCUUGGACUAGUUGUAGCUAACACUGGUGUGUUUUUGAUGUGGCAGGUCUUCGACAAACAGUUCAUGAUAAAUAAUUUCAUGAUAUCGUUGGACAAUGUCACUGGUGGACGUAUACACACUCUGAUAACUUCAGCAUUCAGUCAUUUUGAUCUUGGACAUAUCAUCUCAAACAUGAUUGGACUCUACUUCUUUGGGAACAGUAUCGCAAGAAGCUUCAGCCCUCAGUUCCUUUUGAAGCUGUACCUAGCUGGAGCGCUUGGUGGCUCUGUUUUCUACUUGAUUCAUCAUGCUUACAUGGCUGCGACGUCGCCCAAGGGUCAAGGAGCUUUUACAAAGGAUCCAUCAAGAAACCCUGGACUGGUAUGUUUGAAUUCCAUGGCUUUAUCCAGAGAGCAUGGACUUUCCGAGUUAACUCUUGACUUUUUCAUUGGGUGCGAGUGGAGCGGUGAAUGCCAUCAUGCUGCUCGAUAUCUUCCUGUUCCCAACAGCUAUAUAUACUUUGAUUUUGUCAUUCCAGUUCCCGCAAUGUUGCUUGGAGUCUUCUUCAUAGGAAAAGACAUCUUAAGGAUAUUAGAGGGGAACAGUAACAUUUCGGGUUCGGCUCACUUGGGAGGAGCUGCAGUCGCAGCCAUUGCUUGGGCUCGGAUUAGGAGAGGUCGCUUCAGUUACUGA
Molecule: messenger RNA, 1005 nt
Organism: Arabis nemorensis
Lineage: Eukaryota; Viridiplantae; Streptophyta; Magnoliopsida; Brassicales; Brassicaceae
Source: the annotation of a GenBank genome assembly